Molecule: messenger RNA, 1787 nt
Organism: Dendrobium catenatum
Lineage: Eukaryota; Viridiplantae; Streptophyta; Magnoliopsida; Asparagales; Orchidaceae
Product: NF-kappa-B-activating protein-like
Exons: 1
Coding region: 82-1473 (463 amino acids)
Biological process (GO): regulation of gene expression
Cellular component (GO): nucleus
Molecular function (GO): chromatin binding
Source: RefSeq, a predicted model, not a curated record
UUUAUUUUUUGUUCGGUGAGGAAUAUAGAGUAAUGGCGGAGACGAGGUUCUAAGUUCUAAACAAAUUCGGUCUCUGGCGCGAUGGGGCGAGAACACUCUAGGGUUUCUCCCUCCCGUGAAUGCCACGUCGAUGACUAUCGACGCUCCCGCCUGAGCCCGAUUUCCGAGAGUCCGCCUCGCCGAGCACGCAGCCCUGCUCCCGUUCACCUUCGCCAUGACGGUGGCCGCCGGAGAUGGUCGCCGUAUCAUGACCGCCCGACCUCACUUAGGUCUGAGGGCGAAAAUUCAUCCGAGGAUGAGGACCUCAAAGGCUUGAGCUACUUCGAGUAUCGUCGGAUCAAACGCCAGCGUCUCAGGAAGAAACUUAAGAACUGUAUAUGGAGGGUCACGCCUAGCCCUCCAGGUAGUGAUAGGGAGCUGUCGGAGCCACCGCAGGAAGAACCCGAACGGAGUGCCGAUCCCCCAUUAGAGGAUGAUAACAUGAAGAAAAAGGAGUCCGAAUCUGAGGGUUCAGAUGACAGCAGCGGUUCUUCCGACGAUUCUGAUUCUAGAUCUGAGAGUCCUCGCUCCAAAAGCAGAAGUAGAAGAGGAAGGGCCUCUCGGAGACGAAGGUACUCAAAUUCAAGCGAGAGUGCGAGCGAAACUGAUAGCGAUGCUUCUUCUGAUUAUGAUUCAGGGAGUUAUUCUGAUUCCUUGAGCGAUUCAGUUGAUCAAUCGAGGAGGAGGAAGAGCAGUUCAGGAAAGCGAAGAGGGAACAGGAAGGAAAGCGUGCGUUCUAGAGCCAAGAGGAAGAGGUCGUCUAGAAGUAGUAGGAAGAAGAGAAGCAGGAAAGUGGCUUCGGAUUACAGUGAUAAUUCUGAUUCUGUGUCCAGUCCUAGAGCCAGGAAGAGGAGGACCUCAAAGAAGAAAAAAAGUAAGCAGCCUAAAUCGGUUAACUUGUCUGAAUCAGAGCCUGAUGUCGGAGCUGCUGACGCUAAUAAACCUGAGAUUGAUCCUGAAGCCGUGAAAUUCAUGGAGAUGAUUGAAUUGCAGAAGAAACAGGCUUUGGAUGGUGAGCUUCCUGUAGGUCCUAUGCCUCUUCCACGUGCAGAAGGCCACAUAAGCUAUGGUGGGGCUCUGAGGCCAGGAGAAGGAGAUGCCAUAGCCCAAUAUGUACAGCAAGGCAAGCGUAUUCCAAGGAGAGGAGAGGUCGGUCUUUCUGCUGAGGAGAUUCAGAAAUUUGAGGACUUAGGCUAUGUGAUGAGUGGAAGCAGGCACCAGAGGAUGAAUGCUAUUCGUAUAAGGAAAGAAAACCAAGUAUACAGUGCUGAGGAUAAAAGGGCAUUAGCCAUGUUCAAUUAUGAGGAGAAGGCCAAGCGCGAACACAAGGUCAUGGCUGACCUGCAAAGGUUGGUGCAGCGGCAUAUUGGGCAGGAUAUGGGUCCUACUCAUGAUCCUUUUGCACCUAAGACUUUAGAGGGUGAUGAUGCUUGAACUUGUUUUUUUAUGACAUUGAUUAUAUAGGGUUUAAGUUUGGAUUGCUACCUUAUCUAGAAUUGUGAUCUGCUUAUCCCACUGGAUCUCUGGAGAAACAAAUUAUUUCUGAACAAAUUAUGGGCUUGAAUAUAUGUAUUAUAUGUAUCAUCCGAGUACUUAGUUUCCAGUUCUUAUUGAAUGGAUAUGCUAAAAAAGACAUGAUAUUUUAUUGAUUUAGCUUUUGCAGUUCUAGAAUGUAGCAUGCUUGCAAUGGUAAUUGUACACUUAAUGUACCAUAAAUUUUAGAAACAAUGAGAAACAAUUCAGGAGUA